UCAGUGCUCAUCAGCGGCAUUCAUUUCUCCGCGUAGCAAGUAUACAGGAGAGCAACAAUUUGUCACGAAAAUUAAAACGAUUCGAUACGGACUGAGGCAUUUCUUAUUAUUCCGCUCUUAUUCGGUGCUUUGCUGUCAUUCGAUUUUUAGCUCACCAACGAAAAGGUUCAUUUUGUGAUUGAAAGAAAAAAAAAUACUAAAAAUUGUAACAGACCGAAUCCAAUAGAAAGUGAUAGUGAAGUAGUAGAAUUAAUCAAGACCAAAUAAUGGGAAUAAGUGGACUCAAUACGUUUAUCGUUGAAUUCCAUGUCAGUGAGCGUAUUAGCAUGCCCGAGGAGAUCGAGAAAUGGAAAGUCCAAAACAAUGGGCAAGUGCCAACAAUAUUGAUCGAUUUGAAAGAAGCGGCACAAAUUUUCAUGCGAUAUGGAACAGGUGAAAUGAAUGUGGCUCUAGGUGGUUGUUUCACUUACUAUCGCAACCGAAUGAUUGAAUUUAUGAAAAAUUUCGGCGAAACGAAUGCAAAGAUGGUUUUUUUCAUGGCCGGCCGAAAGUACACCGAUGAUUUGGAAUUCUUUAUCCAAGCACGUGAAUCCGCUUACAUACAAAGUUUGGAUGUUUUAGAUAAAAUUGAAGGUUACUCUGAUUACAAGGAGCUGGAGGAUGCAUUUCGAAAGAAGUUUCAAAAUUUCCAUUGCGAUUUUCGAAUGGUUUCGACAUUCGAAUAUAAUUUGGAAAGGUUGGUUCGGCGUCACGGCGAUUUCCAUGUAAAUUACGUGAAACACAAUCAAGUAAUUGCCCGAUAUGCCAAUGAGCAUGCAGAUGAAGUGUUGGCUAUCAUAACCAAUGACACUGAUUUCAUGGCAUUUGAAGGUGAUUUCCAAUUCUGGAAGGCCAAUGAUACUAACGUUACUGACAUGACUUGCUACCGAUACUGUCGACGAACGCUGUGUGAUGAUCUUGGUUUGGAUUUUCACCAAAUGAAAUUACUUGGUGCAUUGUGUGGCACAAAGUAUUUAUCGACACAUUUGGUCUCUGAUUUUCUGAAUGGACUAGCUAGUACCAAUGAUGAUCCGAUUAAAAUUGGCAAAAUAUGGAAUGUUUCGGCAUAUAUAAAACAACAACCGUAUGAGGUGGUCAACAACAAGCCAAAAUUCGACUUAGAGCAUAUCAGCAAGGAUGUUUUUGGGUCGAAAUACACGCCCGAGCAGCUGAAUAGCAUUGCAAACAGCCUGAAAAUAUACGAUUUAGAUUUGGUCGAUGAUCCUGAACCGAAUGAUUCCUUCUUGAAAAAACAUAACACGUUCCUGUACAAGCUCUCCACCGGUGACACAUUUUGUGUUAUAGACAUUGAAUACAUUGAUUUUCGCAACUACACGUCCAAAAGCUAUGCUGAGUUGAUCAUGCCCAUUUUGAUGAAAAUGUGUGGAAUUUUGUUCAAAGACAAUAUUCCUCGUCCCGAAGUACGCAAGAUCUGUAUGAAACAUGCACACGAUGAACCGUUCAAAGUGACCGAAGAAGAAAUCGUUUAUCCACCAAUGGAAUUGCCCGAAUUGUUCGACUUGAUUUUCAAGCGUAGAGAAAAACAUUCCGAUGCACUUCAUUGGUCCCUACUCGAAUGGAUUCUUGACUUGAAUGGAGACUUCAUGGAAAAACUGCGGGCAAAUAAUCAUUCAAACAAACUAUCAGCCGUUAUUAUCACUCUAAAAUAUUUCAUCCAGCAUGGGGAGCUAUCAACUUAUGAAGCAAAUGCCAUCUUGAUCACUGAAUAUAAAAUACAUCGUUGUGGCUCAAGUAAAUUUGAGCUUCACAAUGUGCCGAAUAUUCACUACAUUCGAAUCGCUCAUUUGUACGUGAAAAUGUACGUCGUCAUUUCGCAUUGCUUAGGGAUCUGUGGCCUUCGAGACAUGACGAAUUUAAUACGAUUUGAUGGGCCCGUCUUCCUUAAAACCAUGGAGGAAUUCGAAACAACCUAUGACCAGCAGAAGCAACAACUCAAUGCAAUCGGACUGGAUUUCUUCACUAAUUAAUGCUUGUAUCGUUCGAGCUAUUAUAUGCUGUUCUAAUGCAGUCAAGCCGAAAAAAGAAAUCAAACAAAUAGAUGGAAUUCACAUUUUUAGUAAUAGCGCAAACCCAUGAAUUAUUAUCAAAUAAUAUCAAAACAUUCAUUCCUAUUUUAGUCCAAGUAAUACGGUAACAAACUUUUGAUGUUAAAAAACAGCCAUCAUUUAGCUUAUGGAAUAAGUAGUCUUUUUUAUUUCUUAUUUUUUCAUUAUAGUGUUAAACAGGAAUAUCCCAAUAACAUUCUUCACUUAUGUGUUCUGAUCAAAAUUUUGUUAAAUUUUAAUUUUACAUUAUCUAAUUACUUUCUUUUUUUCAUUUGUUAUUGCUAGCAAAAAUACUUGCAACAAUAGAUUUUGUCAUAAACAAACCUUUUCAUUCGAUUCCAUUACAUUUAUGAUUUGUUUAUAGCAUUGAAAUUCCAAAUGCAUUUCAAAAGUAAAGGUCGACAAGAGAGAAAUAUCUCUAUAUGACUUUAAUUAGCUUCAAAUGGCACAAUAAUCGUUUUGGAAUAUAAUAAAAUUAAUGAAACCAA
Sitodiplosis mosellana (orange wheat blossom midge) is the source of this 2593-nucleotide messenger RNA. RefSeq lists its product as uncharacterized. Lineage: Eukaryota; Metazoa; Arthropoda; Insecta; Diptera; Cecidomyiidae. Bases 267 to 2027 code for a protein of 586 amino acids. Gene Ontology annotation, cellular component: nucleus. The record is from RefSeq and is a predicted model, not a curated record. The transcript has 5 exons.